AUUUUUUUAGACCUUGUCCUUGUUCGUCGUCCGUUUCUACGGUGGCUGUUUUAUUUGAACAGUGUUAGUGUUUUUAAGCUAGCAGAUGGUUAUGGCUCCAAAGGGAAACAGUAAAGCCAUAACCAAGAGUUGUCCUUCGUGUUCCAAACAUGUAAUAUGUGACUUAACUUAAGAAUAAAAAAUGUCUUGUUUUCAAUAUGUUGUGGCAGUGGCCUGUAAAAACUGUCCUUGUGGUCACAUAUUUUUUGUGGCUAGAAGAUCUUCUGCAUUGGUGUCUAAAAUGAAAGAAGAAGCUGAUCGAACAACUAGAGUCAGCCCACCCCCACCACCUGAUCCAUCAACUUCAUCAAGAUUUCAGCCCGGUAUUAGACGAACAGAAAGGGUUAAAAGAGAUAAACCAGACUUCUACAAUGCUUCAGAAUAUGACAAACAAAGAAAGCCAAAAUCUUCUAGACAACGACUAGCAGCAAGUGUCAGCGAAGAUAGGGAUGACCUUUUGGGUGAUGAAUCGGACCAGGCAGCUGGAAACAAACGAGGCAGAGGAAGGCGCAGAAGGAAGAGGAACCUUGCUGGGGAAUUAAUUGAUGAGAAGAAGAUAGAAGAUGAUGAAGCAGGUCCAGUUGUCCCUGCUCAUAAACAAUUAUGCUUGGGCAUUAAUCUUUCUGAAAUAAAUCGUAAACUUAUAGCAGUCAACCCCAUUUUUUGAUUCCAUUUUCAUAUAAAAUGAAUGAAUGUUUGGACCAUUUAAAUAAACAAUAAAAUUUUGAUAUUUUCUAACA
This is a messenger RNA of Daphnia carinata, 779 nucleotides long. RefSeq names its product UPF0547 protein C16orf87 homolog. The transcript has 3 exons. Bases 182 to 706 code for a protein of 174 amino acids. Lineage: Eukaryota; Metazoa; Arthropoda; Branchiopoda; Diplostraca; Daphniidae. The record is from RefSeq and is a predicted model, not a curated record.